AUGGCUUGGGCAUCCAUACUGCCCUCUCCAAUGGUCCUUCCCUGGCCAAAGAUCAGUUACACAAUAUUGGCUGCCACGCGAUCAAUGGCCGAUCUCGUUCGACCAUAUGCGAUUCAGAUCUUGGCCUUAAAGCCCUGGAAAGGGACAAGGCACGUCAAGGCGUUGCACGUUGGUCGGGUACUUGCAAGUUAUAACGCUGUCUGA
This is a messenger RNA of Trichoderma reesei QM6a, 204 nucleotides long. RefSeq lists its product as uncharacterized. The transcript has 3 exons. Lineage: Eukaryota; Fungi; Ascomycota; Sordariomycetes; Hypocreales; Hypocreaceae. The record is from RefSeq and is a predicted model, not a curated record. The coding region runs from base 1 to 204 and encodes 67 amino acids.